AUGUCUACAUAUAAUAAUAUGUUUAAAAAUUGGGGAGUUGGUGAUACACCAUAAUUGAUGCCUUAAAAUAAUCCAACCAUAAUUUAAAAUCUUCCAUUUUCAGGAAGAAGCAAUUAUAGAGAUUAAUUUUAAGAAUUUUAUGUUGAACCUGUUAAAAGUACAAAAGGACUCUAUUAAUAAAAGUAAUUCAUAUCUAUUAAUAAAUUUAGAUCACCUUUAUCACCACCAGAUAUCAAAUUUACUGCAACUUCUAUAGCUAAAUCUUCAUAUCUACCAAUUGAAACUGAAAGAUCUCAGCAAUUACAAACUAAAAAACUUCAAUUAUAACCACUAAAUCCAUCAUACAGAGGAUAAUAUAAUACAAUGUAUUGCAAAGAAUUUGAUUCUAAAUUUCCAAGACCUUGUCCUGCUAAAGAAGUUCUUGAUGAAGUUGAAAAAUAAAUUUGA
Molecule: messenger RNA, 447 nt
Organism: Paramecium pentaurelia
Lineage: Eukaryota; Ciliophora; Oligohymenophorea; Peniculida; Parameciidae
Source: the annotation of a GenBank genome assembly